Drosophila sulfurigaster albostrigata is the source of this 4630-nucleotide messenger RNA. RefSeq names its product telomere-associated protein RIF1 (gene Rif1). The transcript has 4 exons. Gene Ontology annotation, cellular component: nucleus. Gene Ontology annotation, biological process: telomere maintenance. Bases 145 to 4425 code for a protein of 1426 amino acids. The record is from RefSeq and is a predicted model, not a curated record. NCBI's taxonomy places the organism in Eukaryota, Metazoa, Arthropoda, Insecta, Diptera, Drosophilidae.
AUUGCUUGGAGAUUCGCGCGCUUUUUUUUACUGAAAAAAUCUGUAUGCUCUGUAAUUAGACGCAUAAUUAUAAAACUUAUGUGUGUUGUGUGAUAAAACAAUUGAAAAUAAACUACUAAAGCACUUCAAAACAAACGCAACACAAUGGAUGUUGAUGCAGAAGAGGGUCAAGCGUACCACACGGUGCAGUUGUCUACAAAAGAAAUGCUAAAAAACAAUCGACGUCAACAUUACUGCAAAAUGAUUGACCUCCUCGCCAGCAGUUGCAAAGCUUCAGGUUUGGUAAACACCUCGUUCACUAACGAGGAGCUCGUUCAAUUCUGGUUGGGCGACAUUGCGCCUCUGAUGUUUGAUGAUGAUCGCAGUAUACAGAAUAGCGCUGUUGCUGCGCUAGCUGAGGCUCUGGUUGCCCUAGAUGUGACUGUCAUACAUGAGGCCAAGUGCUGGCCACAAUUGCGCAGCGAGUUUGUCACAAACUACACAAAGAACAUUGGCGAGAUGCGCGAUGCCAAGAACAAUAAUUGGCACAAGAUCUGGACCCUAUUGGUACAGAUCAUGGACAGCGAACUGCUGCGCGGCUGCACGUACAUCAACAAAUUCCUGGCAGUCGUCGAACUGGGCUUUCGCAAUCCCGACAACGGUGUGCGCUCCGAGGCCUUCCUUUGCUGGCGUGUGCUCAUCAAGAUAUUUGCCGCCUACAAUGAGCUGGCGGCGGGCAAACGAUUGAGGCUUUUGCUUAUACCCUUGCGCACAUCGCAGUCGCGUUCAGCACACGUCAGCAGUAUCAAGUUGCGUGUGUGGUGGUAUCUGAUAACUUGCCUGGAAGAUGAGCUGCCCAAUUUGUUUGACAAUGUAGUCGAAUACUUCUUAAGCUUCCUUUUUGGUAGCGGCUCCAGCAAGGCACAAGCCACAGGCUUGGCGCACAGCUAUCAGACAGCCCGUGAAAUGGCCUUGCCCUGCCUCGUUGCACUGUGGAACAUGGAGCCAGCGUCGGAGGGAUUGCAACGCAGCUUACGCGAGCUACGCCUCGAGACGCUCUCACAACCAUCGCCGCUGAUGAACAUCGAACACAUGCAGCAGCACUGGCGUCCCAUGCUGGCAGCCGUUAUAGCGGCAAUUAAAUUGGUUUCCCGGCAGGAUGACAGCACCGAGGCCGAACAGGAGCUGCUGCACCUGCUGCUGCGCAAUCUGACUCUCGCGAUGCACAAGCUGCGCGUCGCUCCCUUCAUUGUGGCCAGCUGCACGGAGCUGCAGAAGACACUGUCUGGAGAUGGACGCAUUGUGCGCUCCUUCUUUAACACAUACGCUGGCGCCGGUGCGGUGUCGGAACGCGUCGACUCGCUGUCAGUGCUGGAAGCCUACAUGAAGCUCUGCCUAAAAGCGCGCUCCGAAGUACCGCCUGCCAUACUGCAGCGUUGCAUUACACUCAUCUAUGCUCCCGAGCAACUGGAGGCUCACAACACCAGCGAAUUUCGAUUGAUAAACGACUUUGCCGUGCUGCUGAUGCAAAGCAACGAUGACGAGGAUUACGAAGCCUUUGGCGUGAAGUUGCACAUUUGGCGACAGCUUUCGCAAUCGCUGCUUAGCUAUCUGCGCGAGAAUCCCCUCGAAUAUCGUGUGGCCCACAAUGCCAUGCUACUGGACAACUGGAUUUUGUGGCCGCUGCAGUCGUGCUCCAGUUUUGCGGGACGUCGUGCGCACAGCGCCUUCGAUGGUGCCUUCUGUGAGCAGUGGAAGCAACUCGUCAAUUCCGGUCACAAUGCCAACGAACGUAAAGAAUUUGUCGGCCAACUGAAGACAGCUCUCGUUGAUCUGUUGAAGAACAGCAGCAAAGAGGAGCCACAUUUUGCAGAGCUGUUUGAUAUAUAUGUUGGCGCAGUACUCAAGCUGGGCAUCUGCAAGGAUGCACCGCUCUACAAAGACGUUUUCGGCGUGCUACAAGCGCUCUUUGAGCGUCCAGCGUUGUCGCAGUCUCUUCUCGAGGGUUGCCUCAACACGCUGCGCAAUCUGCUGCUGGAGCUGCGACAGAACGAGCUGAUGGUCAUCUUUGAUGCACUAAAACCAACGCUGGCCGCUGCUCUGCAAUGCUGGAGCAAACGUAAGUGCGACGGUAGCUUCCUCAACGAGUGGAAACGCGCCAUACAGGAGAAGUUCCGCAAGCUAGCGAUGAAGAGCAUGACCAAUCAACUGAAGGAGCUCUUCAAGGGCGAUGAUCUGUUUGUUAUUAUACCGUCCGUGUGGAGUCUGAAUCCCGACAAGCUCACCGAUCGUCAGAAGGAACGUUUCGCCGAAAAGUCCGACAUACCAGCUCUCUACAACGACAUGAGUCAGUCGCAGGACUCGUCCAUCAAGCCCUGGACACCCAAGAAAGUGGUGAUUGCGAAGAGCAAGCAGUCGGAACUGGCGAUUGGCGGCGAUAAGGAGGAUGUCACCGAGGCUAACGAUGACGUUGUGGUCAUCGAUGAAUCGCCCCCAGCAGAGUUGCCAGUGGUGCCAGCCACGCCCACGCGUCGCCGUCAAACCAUCGAUGAAGUGCAUAGCACUGAAAAGUACAAUUUCCGCAAACCACGCACACCACCUGAAGAAGAGGAGCGGGCUACAAACAAAUCCUCAACCGCCUCCAAUGAGGACACACCCAUUCGCCAGACGCGCCAACGCGCUUCGCAAAAAGACAACAAAGCCGAGCAACCUGCAGCUGCGGCUGCUACCGAAAAAUUGCGCUCACCUCGCAAACAAUCGGCGCCAGCAACCCCGACGACAGCAGCUGUCAGCAAACCUGUUGUGUCUCUUGCUAACAAGUCGAAAGAUGCUGUCAAAGCCAUCAACAUGCAAAGCGAGGAUUUGUUUGCAGAUUUGUCAACACCAACACCCCUACAGCCAAGUGGGCAUCUGCCGUCCGAGCUGGCCAAGAAGGCAUCAAGUGCACCGGAAACCCAGCUGAGCCCCUCACCCGAACAGCUGCCAGCGGAGCUCAUCACCGAACCCUUGCCCGCAGCAGAGAUGUCGCCUAGGAAAUGCACACCACGACUAUGCAAUCUGAAUUCUCCACCGGAUCGCAAGCAGACCAACAACUCGUCGAGUCCCACGCUGCGUCCCAAGCCGUCAGCUCAUCUGACAGGACGUGGCGCACAGCUGAUCAAUAUGAUAAGAAACAAGAAACUGGAUACUGCAGCGCUCUCCUCCUCCACCUCCAGCUCCGCAUCGUCGUUAGCCGGACCCUCGACACGUAGCCAGUUGACGCCGGCGCGUAUCGCGGAGCGCUCUGAGCUGGUGUCGACGCCCACCUGCGAGCUGAACGAACUGCCCGUGGAACACACAUCGACGCCCAUACUGCAGGCCAAAGAACUGUUGAUCUUCUCGAAGCGAUUGCCCUCGCCAUCGGCCAGUCCAUCGGCAUCCAUACUGAAGCGCAAGUUGCGCUGCGAAAGCAUGGAUGACUUUGAGUCGCCGGCAAUGAAACGCAAGCGCGUCAGCUUCCACGAUCCACCCGUUUCUGUGACCAAAGAGUAUUUGCGAGAUGCCGACGAGACGCGCAGCAACAAGUCAAAGCGUUGCCUGCUACCGGACAAGACAACAGCAACAGCAUCGCCAUCGGAGGCACGACAGGCGUUGAAGCGACGCGGUCGCUUGGAUAGCAUCAUUGAGAUUGAGAAGUUUGCCCAUGAACAGACGGCCAGAAGUGCGGACAAGUCGAUGGACAAGAGUCAGGAUGCCAUCGAGGAUGAGGCAUUCGUCACGCUCAAGUGGAAUGAAACCACAACAAUGACAAACACCAGCCACGUUGCCGAUAAGCCAGAUACAGAUGGGGCAGCAACAACAAGCACAACAACAGUAUUGCCCCGGCGUGACUUGGCCAUUUUGGACACAGAUGCCGCACUGGAUCUGGUUGUGGAGCAAUGCUCGCUGGACAAUGUGCUGGAGCGCUACUUUGCCAAGGCCAGUGGCUCCAAUCUCAAGAGCGCUCACACUCUGGCCAAAUUCCUGUCGCAUCAGAUGAAUAGCAACGACAAGUUGAAGACUAGCGUGCUGGAAACGCUCUCGGAGAAUCAUUCCAAGGAGUUUCUGGAUCAUGCCGUGCGCGAGAAUCUCUCGUCCGUCGUGUGCGAUCGUCUCAAUCCCAACUCUGUGCUGGAGUACAUCUGCGCCAAGUCCAAAAUCAACAACAGCUGCCGCAGCAAUUUGUUGGCCCAGGUGCCGGGCAUGAUACGCCUGGAAGCGGAGCGUAUGUCGCUGCUCCAGCAACUGCUGCAGCAGUGCAGCCCCAGCGAUGACCAGUUGCUCGAUCUCAUUGGCCAGCUGAUGCAGUUGCGCGCCGACAAGACCGGCGAACGCAACAGCAACAGCGCCGGCAACAGCUGCGGGGGCAUCGCCAACGACGACGACAAUGUGGCCGAAACCGCUGCAGACUCAUCCUCGAAUUUGUGAGUCGCACACCUCAAUUACUUUAUUUGAACAAAGUAUUUCGUAUUUAUUUGCGGCCAUUUGUCAACCGUCAACCGACCCUCCUCCAUUAUUAUUUUUCCUUAGUUUAAGUUAUAUUUUUAAAGCUUUUUUCGCCCUGUUUUAUGCCAGCUUUGUGGCUAAUCUUGAUUACAAUUACAUCAAAUAAACACAAAUAUUUUAAACCCCA